This is a messenger RNA of Bradysia coprophila, 4115 nucleotides long. Its product is annotated as ras-related protein Rab-3. NCBI's taxonomy places the organism in Eukaryota, Metazoa, Arthropoda, Insecta, Diptera, Sciaridae. Gene Ontology annotation, molecular function: GTP binding; GTPase activity. The record is from RefSeq and is a predicted model, not a curated record.
UUUUCACAGUAAGGUAUGUGCUAACUUUAAGCUGGUGCUGAAAGACUUGGCGGAUUGCUUUUUAAAGAGUUUUGAUUCUUGUGUUGCUUAGUAUUCAAAUUAUUGUAGAAAUAAUAAUUGGAAUUUAUGAUUGAAUUGAUUGUUUAUUGAUAAUUGUCUCAGUGUUGUGAAUAGACCAAUUGAAAAACGAGUGAUUUAUCGCAAGAAGAAAAAGUGUUUUUCUAUUUUUGGAUUAUCGAUUUUUAUUUGGAAAGCUAAUAGGCUAUAAAAUAUGGCAGGCGGUGGCGACCCGAAAUGGCAGAAAGAUGCUUCAGACCAGAACUUUGAUUACAUGUUUAAACUUUUGAUCAUUGGAAAUUCGAGUGUUGGCAAAACAAGCUUUUUAUUCCGUUAUGCUGAUGAUUCAUUCACAUCGGCAUUCGUAUCAACCGUUGGCAUUGACUUCAAAGUGAAAACUGUUUUUCGACAUGACAAACGAGUAAAAUUGCAGAUAUGGGAUACAGCUGGACAAGAACGAUAUAGAACAAUAACAACCGCAUAUUAUCGAGGCGCAAUGGGUUUCAUACUAAUGUACGACAUCACAAACGAAGAAAGUUUCAAUUCCGUACAAGACUGGGUAACACAAAUAAAAACAUAUUCAUGGGAUAAUGCACAAGUGAUUUUGGUUGGUAACAAAUGCGACAUGGAAGAUGAAAGAGUUAUAUCGUUUGAACGGGGCAAACAAUUAGCCGAUCAGUUAGGUGUAGAAUUUUUCGAAACAUCAGCGAAGGAAAAUGUUAAUGUUAAAUCUGUAUUCGAACGACUGGUCGAUAUCAUUUGCGACAAAAUGUCAGAAAGCCUAGACUCAGAUCCAACCCUGGUGGCUGGCGGACCGAAGGGACAACGAUUAUCUGAUCCGCCGCAAGCUGGUCCGAACGCUAAUUGUAAUUGUUAAAAUAUCAGGUAAAAAUAAAUUAUUAAAAACUAAAAACCAACAAAAUGGAAGAAAAGUUAAAGUAAAAAACAAUUAAUUAAACAAAAAAAAAUAUUUCAUUGUUGUAUUUCAUCAGAGUUAAAAAUUCAGAAGAGAAGAAGAAAAAAAUAAAUUAUUAAUUUUAAACUCAUGAAACAAUUGAUCGGUUAUUGUCGUUUAAACAAAAAAUUAUAAAAUAAUGAAAAUUAGGUGAAAAUGAAAAUGGAAAUAACGCAGAGUACUAUAUAUUAUAGUAGACAAUAAUGGCUUUCACUGAAUGAAUAAACCAUUAUUUGACAAAGACACAACAAAAACGUAUUUUUCGAUCAUUUUUGUUCAAUAAUUUUCCCUUUCUGUUCAAUUAAAUUCCUUCACUAACUCUCCUCAUCCCCCUAACUUCUAAUGUACUCAAUACAUUUAUAUCUAAAGAUUAACAUUCAACAAAUUCAUACUUAAUAACAUCCGCAGCAUUGUAAAUAAUAAAAAAAUAACUCAUCUCUGAACCAAUAACAUAACCGUUCCUUUUCCUUGAAAAUAAUGGGCCAUGCGCCGCUGAUUUUAUUUCGAUGAAUUUGAUGUAAGAUAAAAAUUCAACGAAAUGCUUGCUUGAGCUGCGCCUGUUUAUUGGAAAAAGUUAUAGAAACAGAUGCCUAUUCGAAAAUAACAAUUUCGCAUUAAUUUCAAAUUUGAUAAGCGUCCUUAUAUAUACUGUACCGAUACAAUUGGUAUCGUUACUGAAUAUUUUGAACAGGUCUACUCAUAGUACUCACACAAAGAAUAUGCCACCCAUUAUAAAUCGCUAUAUAACUGACUGCUCAACUACAUGAAUAAAUCAAUGCAUUUUAUGAAUUAUGCAAAACUCACCGGCAAUGCAAGCUAAAAAUAAAUAAUUUCCAUUUAAAUUCAUUUAUUUCCAACAUCUAAUAGUUUUCCGCUGAAACGCUGCCAAAAAAAAAUCAAUUUAUUUAACAUGUCGAAAGCCGUCAAAGCAAAAUUUUAUAUUGAAAUAUCAUUUACAAUAUCCGAAUAAAAUUAAUAUCCGGACCAGAUUUUACUUUGAAGAUGAAUAUAUGGAUUCCAAACCCUUUGUGAAUUUUAAUUUAAUGAAAAUACGUUAAUGUAAUUUGGUGAUAAAAUCACAUCAUAUCUGCUUUCCAUUGAAAAUGAUGCAUCAAUGAAAAUAAAAUUUAAAAAAAAAAUUAAUAGCGAGCUUCUUAGCGUUUAAAAAACAAACAUUUACUUAUUCGAACACAAAGUAUAUUACGACCGUAUACCGCGGUUUUUUUCUGUUAUAUUAAUACCCUCGGACAAAUUAUGGAAUAUUUUAUUUGAAUGGAUAUAAAGUCAUUGUGCAUAUAAUGGAUGCAAUGAUUAUAAAAUUAAACGUGAAACGGGUAUUUUCGAUCACUUUUUAUUAACACAGAGCAUAAACUCUAAAAUAGGGCAUUUCUUUGCUUGUUAAUAAUAUCUAUUGGUCAUUGAUUGGAUUUUUAUUCUUUGACACAAUUGGGUAAUUUUAUCUACUUUCAGUGAGCAAUUUUAGACUAUUCGGCAAAAAUGUUGAUGUUUUAACAUACGGUAGUCCUAUCUAAGAUUGGAAAGGUGUGAAAGUAUCUAUGCUGUGCAAAAUAUUUUACUUGCGGCACUUUGCGAAAAUGAAAUUUUUGCAAGGGGCACACCGUUGACACUUGCGAAAAUUUUCACUUUCGCAUGGCUUCGCAAGUAAAAUACCUUACGUAAUUGCUUGGAGAUUGUUAUUUUGCGAAUGAGGGAUUAUAGCACUCCCUUUCGGCUCUGGCUGCAAACUCCCUCUCGGCAAAAUAAAAAUCUCCAAACAAGGACGUAAUGUACUAUUUGACAAAGCAGGUUAGAAAAUAGUCAUUUUCUCUCCAUCCGCUGAAACUUCGGAAGACUUUAUGAAAAACAUGUUUACCUCGAGAAAAAACUUAAAAAUUUAAUUUUCUCUUGUGACUUGUACGAUCUGGUCUCAAACCACACUCUCUAAAUGUAAUUUCAAACUUUGUUUUCCCUUGUUGAACAAAUAACUAUUUAAUCAAGGAAACCUAAUUUUACAAAAUACUAAAUUUGAUCCGAAUUUUCACUUAAUUUUUUUAAUUUGUCCGAGACUGAAUUCUUGAUAAGGGUGAUGCCGUUGCGAAGUAUCUUUAACCUUUUAGAAAAGGCUAAUCAUCUGUUAUCACCAUCACCGACUAGAAUAAGCAAUGAUCUACCUAUUAUUUGCUCUUGUACAGCAAAAUGAUUAGUUAAACAAAUGAAGUAAACACUAGUCGAUACUUAACAGAUUAAGUGACAGACUUUUACUGCAAUACGCCUCUUCUAAAAGGUUAAACCUAACUUGUCCACCAUCACACUGGAAUGCAAGAUGAUUAGCUUUGAUAUUCAUUUUGCCAAAAUAUAGAAUGGGUUGAAAAAUUAAGCCGAUAAUCUGGUAUCUGUUUUUAAUUAGUUAUUUACAAAUAUUUUAAGACAAAAGCAGGCUUUAAAAGCACCUCACAACAUAUGUACUAAAUAUUUUACUGUUAGUUAAUAGAAAAAACAUAUUCCUACAAAACUAUAGAUGUAAAUAGAACUGCGAAAGAUUUUUGGUUUGCUAAAACACAUAAAAUUAUCUUUUAAACAAGAAUGAGGUGCGAUUAGGAACUUAAUAUAGUUGCACUUGUUAUGAACGGACAAUGUUCUUUCUUUCCACUUAUAGCGAAACUAAUAGAAUAAUGUUUUCCCUCUAGCGUAACGAUUGACGGAUCGUUACAAAGCUACCGUUUUACCGAAAAUUACACGUAUGGUAUAGAUAGAUUAUUCUUUGUCGUCCAUUAGUUGCAUUGUCCUUCCUGAAAAACCAUUUUUUGUGCACAAAACUAGUCAUUGUGUUUAUAGCACUAAACACAAAUUUUAUGGAAUGAAGAAAUGAAAACCAAGCUCUCGGAUUUGUUAACGUCUUGUGACACUCUACGGUAGUUUCAAAAUUUUAAAAAUGCAAAAUAGGCAAGACUCUUUUCGAAGACUUAAAUGUUGACACAUCUACGUGUUAAUACGGAAAUAAAUUAAAUUUUAAUUAAAAAUUAAUUGAUAAAAUUUGCCAUAUCAUUUCAAAACAACGAAAUUUAAUUGUAUUGCCUCGCUUAAUCCAUAAAAUCAUUAAACA